Molecule: messenger RNA, 1852 nt
Organism: Priapulus caudatus
Lineage: Eukaryota; Metazoa; Priapulida; Priapulimorpha; Priapulimorphida; Priapulidae
Exons: 3
Coding region: 635-1852 (405 amino acids)
Source: RefSeq, a predicted model, not a curated record
GUGACUGUUGCUGUUGUUGAAGCAUGUUGUUUGUGAUCAGUGCAUUCGCCAUGUUCAUAUGAUAUUGUCCGUUGACCACGUCACUGAGUUGUAAGCCUGUCUCCGCAGAAGAUGUUGCCUUCCUGACUGCGCGACAGGACCCUUCGUCGUACGACGGCACGCGGUUUCAUGUGACGCCAGAUUCCGAGAGCGACGCUGUCACAUACUUCAGCAGCAAACUGCUACAGUGGUGAGUAGCGAGAGUUUUCAUUCACCGCCUAGCCUCUACUAAAGCGCAAGCACCAGAGGCUGUCAUCGCCGUCGUUGGACGCAAGGACAAACAGUUUGUGAGAUUCCUGGAGCGUCACAACGAGGUAUUUAAAGUGAAGGGACGGUUUGUUUCAUUAGUGGUACGUGCGGAUCGAGUGGAGAGACAUCGUGACGGCAGUAGUGACGCUUCAGUCCAGCAGCUAAUACAGGUGGAAGAAGACUGGGACUUGAUAACCACUGGCAACGUUACCCAUGCAGACUGAAAGCAAUUCUGAUGAAAACCCAGUGAUGGUUGAAGUGUAGAACUUUGGCUACGCCUCUGAAGUAGACAAUCAUCAUUAUAUAACCCCCGAUACUGUGUCAAGUAAUUGCACGAAAACCAAAAAUGUCCUCAGCAAGUACUGGAUCAGGAGUUGAGGAUGAUGCAGUCACCUUCUAUACACAAGCCUUCACUGACUGGGGAGUUGAAGAGGUAACGUUCACUAAACUAAUGGGUAAAAGGUCUCAGGCAUCUGCAGACGUGAGAAAAGUUGUUGGAAAGUCAGUGAAACAAUUUGCAAGCUUUCUAAUGAGACAUACAGAUGCCUUCGAAAUCAGAGGCGAUCACGUUAGAAGGCUGAUCGAUGUAGCUAGUGAUACUGACUCAGUAUCCAAGUCAGAAUCACGUUCGGAAGCACCAGCAGAGAGCGAAAAUAACGCUGCCUUAUUCGUCCGCGACAUCUUCCUCAAGUUUGGCCGUAAUGAGGUUGAGGUGAAGACAUUAUACUUAGAGAAGUCAAAGGCGUCUCUGGCAACGUAUAGAGUGUUGGGAGCGAAUGUGCAGGAAUUUUCAUCCUUUCUCAAAAGACAUGCAAACCUGUUCUGUGUGAAAGGUGAGAUAGUCACACUUGCUCAAAAGACAGUGAAGUCAGGUUCUGUCGACGGUGACACCUUAUCAGGUAGCAUUGAGUGCAUCGACUACUUCCGGAAAACGUGUCUGAUGCGUAGCGAGUCGUGCAUAGACCUGCGCCGACUGGCCGGGAGAAGGGCACAAGCUUCGCCGGAGCUGAGAGCCUAUCUUACUGACAUUCCUACCACCUGCCAGUUUUGUGAUCACAGCUAUAGGUGCCCUGCAGUCGUCAACAAAGUCAUCGGACCCGGAAUCGUGAGAUUUCCUUUCUUCCUCUGCCAGCAUCCGCCCAUUUUUCGGGUCUCCGCGGAAGAUGUUGCCUUCCUGACUGCGCGACAGGACCCUUCGUCGUACGACGGCACGCGGUUUCAUGUGACGCCAGAUUCCGAGAGCGACGCUGUCACAUACUUCAGCAGCAAACUGCUACAGUGGGGAGAAGCGAGAGUCUUCAUUCACCGCCUAGCCUCUACUAAAGCGCAAGCACCAGAGGCUGUCAUCGCCGUCGUUGGACGCAAGGACAAACAGUUUGUGAGAUUCCUGGAGCGUCACCACGAGGUAUUUAAAGUGAAGGGACGGUUUGUUUCAUUGGUGGGACCCGCGGAUCGAGUGGAGAGACAUCGUGACGAGAGUAGUGACGCUUCAGUCCAGCAGCUAAUGCAGGUGGAAGAAGACUGGGACUUGGUAACCACUGGCAACGUUACCCAUGCAGACUGA